AUGGCUGCGGCCACCUCUAACCCCUACCUCCCCGGCAACGGCAUCCUGGCGGCCGGCUCCAUCGUCCACGCCGACUCAGGCGGCGGCGGCGGCGGCGGUGGCGGCGGCAUGCAGCCGGGCAGCGUGGCCGUCACCUCCGUGGCGGGCGGCUACCGCGGCGACCCGGCGGCCAAGAUGGUCCAGAGCGACUUCAUGCCGGGCGCCAUGGCCGCCAGCAACGGCGGCCAUAUGCUGAGCCAUGCCCACCAGUGGGUGACAGCCCUGCCCCACGCCGCCGCCGCCGCCGCCGCCGCCGCCGCCGCUGCCGCCGAAGCAGGCUCGCCCUGGUCCGGCAGCCCCGUGGGCAUGACGGGCAGCCCCCAGCAGCCGCCGCCGCCGCCCGACGUCAAGGGCAGCGGCGGGCGCGACGACUUGCACUCGGGCGCGGCGCUGCACCACCGGCCGCCCCACCUGGGCCCCCCGCACCAGGGGCACCCGGCGGCCUGGGGGGCGGCGGCGGCCGCCCACCUGCCCUCCAUGGCCGGCGGGCAGCAGCAGCAGCAGUCGCUCCUCUACUCGCAGCCCGGGGGCUUCACGGUGAACGGCAUGCUGAGCCCCCCCCCCGGCGGGCAGAGCCUGGUGCACCCCGGGCUGGUGCGCGGCGAGACGCCGGAGCUGGGCGAGCACCCCGGGCACCACCACCACCACCACCACCAGCACCCCGGGCACCACCCGCCGCACCACGGCGGCGUCAACAGCCACGACCCGCACUCGGACGAGGACACGCCGACCUCCGACGACCUGGAACAGUUCGCCAAGCAGUUCAAGCAGCGGCGGAUUAAGCUGGGCUUCACCCAGGCCGACGUGGGGCUGGCGCUGGGUACCCUCUACGGCAACGUCUUCUCGCAGACCACCAUCUGCCGCUUCGAGGCCCUGCAGCUCAGCUUCAAGAACAUGUGCAAGCUGAAGCCUUUGUUGAACAAGUGGCUGGAGGAAGCCGACUCCUCCACGGGCAGCCCCACCAGCAUCGACAAGAUCGCCGCCCAGGGCAGGAAGAGGAAGAAGCGGACCUCCAUCGAGGUGAGUGUCAAGGGGGCCUUGGAGAGCCACUUUCUGAAAUGCCCCAAGCCCUCCGCCCAGGAGAUUACGAACCUAGCGGACAGCCUGCAGCUGGAGAAGGAGGUGGUCAGGGUUUGGUUUUGCAAUCGGAGGCAGAAAGAGAAACGGAUGACCCCCCCGGGGAUCCAGCAGCAGACCCCCGACGAUGUCUACACCCAGGUCGGCACCGUCAACUCCGACACGCCGCCCCCUCACCACGGACUGCAGACCAGCGUGCAGUGAGGGGCACCGCGGGCGGG
Messenger RNA from Apus apus (common swift), 1337 nucleotides. RefSeq names its product POU class 3 homeobox 3 (gene POU3F3). Gene Ontology annotation, molecular function: DNA-binding transcription factor activity, RNA polymerase II-specific; RNA polymerase II cis-regulatory region sequence-specific DNA binding. NCBI's taxonomy places the organism in Eukaryota, Metazoa, Chordata, Aves, Apodiformes, Apodidae. Gene Ontology annotation, biological process: regulation of transcription by RNA polymerase II; brain development. Gene Ontology annotation, cellular component: nucleus. The record is from RefSeq and is a predicted model, not a curated record.